CUGCAUUGACUUGGACGUGGACGUGUGCGGUGCGCGGAUCUUGAGUUUUUGUUUGGAAUACGCGGCGUAUACGCAAUCUGAAUACUAUAUGUAGACGCGGGUGUUGUUCAUAAUUUUAUGCAUACAUAUAGAUGAAUAUAUAGCAAGUGAAAUUUCGCAACUAGUGCACAAUCAAAGGGGAAAAAAUAAGUGAAAAUGCCUAACUCUAGGGGACAGCAUGCCGGCGUUGGGGUUUUAUUUAACGGUGAUUCGCCGAAGACUAAAGACGCCAAAGCGCAGCAGAUCGGGAAUCGGGGUGCCGCUGCUACCGGAAUCGGUGAAAUAGUGCAAAACGCAAGCUACGCGAACGGUCAAACGACACAGGCGACGAUAUUCCUCAACCAUAACAAUAGAAAGAACCCGCCAACUCCGAACCACAAUCAAAACAGCGCCGGCCCGUGUGUUUAUAACAACAAUAGCAAUAGCGAAUUUGCGCCAAUUCCAAACUUUAGCAAUUUGAAUUUCUACGCCCAGCCGCCAGCGGCACACUACGACGUUUGCUAUCAGCAGCCGAACGAGUACUACCAACAGGCACAGCAGCAGGGCCAGCCGGCGGACCAGUACGAGGAGAACUUCGACGAGGACAUGGAGGCCGAACGGGAUCUCGCCGAGGAUGCGCAAUGGAAGAAGAUCCAACAGAACACCUUCACCCGGUGGGCCAACGAGCACCUGAAGACGAUAGAUCGGUCGAUCAACAACCUGGAGACGGAUCUCUCCGACGGCCUCCGACUGAUCGCCCUGAUCGAGGUCCUCUCCCAGAAGCGUAUGCCCAAGUACAAUAAACGCCCAACAUUCCGCAGCCAGAAACUUGAAAACGUCUCGGUGGCCCUGAAAUUCCUUCAGGAUGAGGGAAUCAAAAUCGUAAACAUUGACUCCUCGGACAUUGUGGACUGUAAGCUGAAACUGAUACUGGGCCUGAUUUGGACACUGAUCCUCCACUACUCGAUAUCGAUGCCCAUGUGGGAUGGCGAGGACGAGAAGCAGCUGAACGGAUCGGGCCACACGCCCAAGCAGCGCCUGCUCAACUGGAUACACGCCAAGAUACCCGACUUGCCCAUCAAUAACUUCACCAACGACUGGACCACGGGCAAGGCUGUGGGCGCCCUCGUCGAUGCCUGUGCCCCGGGCCUGUGUCCCGACUGGGAGAUGUGGGAUGCCAAGGAUGCCGUCCAGAACGCUUCCGAGGCCAUGGGCCUGGCCGAUGACUGGCUCAAUGUGCGCCAGCUGAUCAAGCCCGAGGAGCUGGUGAACCCCAAUGUGGAUGAGCAGUCGAUGAUGACCUAUCUGUCGCAGUAUCCCAACUCUAAGCUCAAGACCGGAGCUCCGCUGAGGCCCAAGACCAAUCCCAACAGCAUUCCUCCGCCGCGAGUGCGUGCCUAUGGUCCAGGAAUUGAACCCAUUGGCCCAGUGGUCGGUGCCCCAGCCAAUUUCACGGUGGAAACCUUCUCCGCCGGCAAAGGUGCUGUGGAUGUGGAGAUCCAGGGACCCAAUGGCGAGAUCGAAAAGGCUGAUGUCCGCUUCAACAACGACAAGAACCUCACCUACACCGUCUCGUACAUACCCAAGGCCGAGGGUCCUCACAAGGUGGGCGUAAAGUUCUCCGGACGCGACAUCCCCAAGUCGCCGUUCCCCGUCAAGGUCGAAGGACAUGCCGGCGAUGCCUCCAAGGUUAAGGUUACUGGUCCCGGCAUCCAGCCCAACGGAGUGACCAUUAAGAAGCCUACUUUCUUCGACAUACUCACCAAGGAUGCGGGUCGUGGUGUGCCCGAGGUGAUCAUCAUCGAUCCGGCCAACCACAAGACCUCGGUGGCCGCCAAGGUGCGUCAGCUGGAGAAUGAUACGUGGCGUUGCGAGUACGUCACUGCUCUGCAGGGUCUGCAUUCGGUAAACGUCUUCUACGCCGGCACACCCAUUCCGAACAGUCCAUUCCCGGUUAAGGUGGCCCCACUGUCGGAUGCCCGCAAGGUGCGCGCUUCCGGCCGUGGCCUCCAGGCCACCGGAGUUCGUGUCGGCGACGAUGCGGACUUCAAGAUCUAUACCGAGGGUGCUGGCGAGGGUUUGCCCGAGGUGCGCGUCAUUGGUCCCGGUGGCAUGAACCAGAACGUGAUGCUGUCGAAGGUGGAUGGCAACACCUACGAAUGCCACUACUAUCCCACCAAGGAGGGUCGCUACGUAAUCAUGGUCACGUUUGCCGGCCAGGAAGUUCCCAAAUCCCCGUUCGAAAUAAAGGUGGGCCCCAAGAAGGAGUCCUCGAUUGUAGCCUAUGGCCCUGGCCUGAGCAGCGGUGUCAUUGGCUACCCGGCUGCCUUCGUGGUGGAGACCAAUGGCGAGACAGGCGCCCUCGGGUUCACCGUGGCCGGACCCUCGCAGGCCGAGAUCGAGUGCCACGACAACGGCGAUGGAUCCGCCCUGGUCAAGUACCUUCCGACCGCUGUCGGAGAGUAUGCCGUCCACAUCCUGUGCGACAACGAGGACAUCCCCAAAUCCCCGUUUAUUGCCCAAAUUCUGCCACGCACCGACUUCCACCCCGAGCUGGUCAAGAGCAGUGGCCCGGGGCUGGAGAAGAAUGGCGUUACUAUCAAUCAGCCCACCAGUUUCACCGUAGACACCAGCAAGGCUGGCAACGCUCCCUUGGAUGUGGUCGUCCAGGAUGUGUACGGCACUAAGCUGCCUGUGGAGCUGAAGAACAACCCGGACGGCACCAAGAAGGUUACUUACACGCCCACUUCCGGAGUCCCCCACACCGUCGAAGUUAACUACGGCGGCGUCUCCACUCCCAAUUCCCCGCAUCGCGUCUACGUCGGCGUCCCUGUGGAUGCGGCCAGGGUUCAGGCCUUCGGUCCCUGGCUACAGCCUGGAGUGCAUCCCAAUGUACCCACCCAUUUCAAUGUGGACGCCCGCGAGGCCGGCGAUGCCGAGCUCAAGGUGAAGAUCGUUCAUGAGGAGACCAAGCUCGAAGUGCCCUGCCGCAUCAUCGACAACGAGGACAACACCUACUCCGUGGAGGUUAUCCCGCCAACUAAGGGCGCCUACACCACAACCAUGACCUACGGCGGCCAGAGGGUUCCUCUGGGACAGAAGGUCGUCGUGGAGCAGACAGUGGAUGUGUCCAAGAUCAAGGUGGACGGACUCGAGCCGACCGCGCCCCUAAAUAGUUUACAGCAGUUCCGGAUCAUCACACACGGCCUGCCCAAGGCGGAUCUGGCCGUGACGAUAACCAGCCCGUCGGGCAAUCGCGUCAAGGCCCACAUCAUACCCACGGCUGAGGGCUUCCUGGUCAACUUCACGCCCACCCAGCUGGGCGAGUAUCUGCUGAGCAUUUGCUUUGGUGGCACACCGAUCACCCCACGACCCUUCCGGCUGCAGUGCCUCACAGGCAGCGACUCCAACAAGGUACAGGCCUUUGGACCUGGAUUGGAGCGGGGAAUUGUGGGCCAGCCGGCGGAGUUUAUGAUCGACACACGGGGUGCCGGGCAGGGGGGACUGGGUGUUACCGUGGAGGGUCCCUGCGAGGCAGCCAUUAACUGCCGGGACAACGGCGAUGGCACCUGCAAUGUGGCCUACCUGCCGACCGAGGCGGGUGACUACACCGUCAAUAUAACCUUCAACGAGCGCCACAUCAACGGGUCGCCAUUCCAGCCGCUGAUUGUCCCGGUGCCGAACCUGAAGAACACCCGGGUCAGCGGCAUCGGCAUCCAGCCGCAUGGUGUGAUCAUGAACGCCGCCACGGACUUCAUGGUGGACAUGAGCAAUGUGGGAAGCAACAUUGACUCCGGCAAACUGUCCUGCGCCAUCUUCGAUCCCAUGGGCCAUGUCCUGCCCAGCAAGAUCGUCCAGGGACCCACCGACGACAUCUUCCGGAUCAUGUACACGCCCUUCGAGGCCGGUCGCCACACCAUCGAACUGAUGUACGACAAUAUCCCGGUGCCGGGAUCUCCGUUUGUGGUAAACGUGAAGAGCGGCUGCGAUCCGUCGCGUUGCAAGGCCUACGGACCUGGUCUGGAGACGGGCCUGACCAACCAGAAGAACAAGUUCACUGUGGAGACGAAGGGCGCCGGAAACGGCGGGCUCUCUCUGGCCAUUGAAGGGCCCUCGGAGGCCAAGAUGACCUGCACGGAUAAUCGCGACGGCAGCUGCGAUGUGGACUACUUGGCCACGGAUCCGGGCGAGUACGAUAUCACCAUUCGCUUUGCCGACAAGCACAUCCCCGGCUCCCCGUUCCGCGUGCUCGUGGAGGAGACGGUGGAUCCCACUAAGGUGAAGGUCUAUGGACCUGGCAUUGAGCACGGCCAGGUGCGCGAGAGCGUGCCGACCUACUUCAAUGUGGAUGUGGCCGAGGCUGGUCCCGGCCGCAUCGCCGUGAAGCUGACCAACUCCGAGGGCAUUCCCGUGGACAACUUGCGGGUGGAGGACAAGGGCAACAGCAUUUAUGCCGUGCAUUAUGUGCCGCCCAAGGCGGGAUCCGUUCUCACAUGUCAAGUUAAGUUCUCCGAAGUCGAAGUGCCAUGCAGUCCUUUUGUGAUGACCGUUUUCCCCAAAUCGGAAGCCACCAAGGUCAAGGUCAAGGGCGUCAAUGAGAAGAAGAAAACUCCCGCCUCCCUGCCCGCCGAAUUCGAGAUCGACACAAAACAAGCCGGCCAGGCCGACAUCAAUGUGGCCAUCAAGAAUCCGAAGGGCAAGCCGAUGCAGCCCCGCCUCGAGGAAGUGGCCAGUGGCACGUACGUGGUGUCCUUUGUGCCGGACGAGUGCGGAACGUACCAAUGCAGCAUCAAGUACGGCGACAAGGAGAUCGAGGGGUCGCCCUUCAAACUCGAAGCAUUCCCCACCGGCGAGGCCAAGAAGUGCAAGCUGGUGGAGCAGGCGCCCAAGAUCCAGCCCUCGGGCAGUCAGUCGCACCUGAAGGUGGACGCCCGUGAGGCCGGAGAUGGUGCUGUGACCUGCAAGAUAACCAACAAGGAGGGCAACGAGAUUGUGGACAUUGAUGUGAUCGAGAAGGACGGCUUCUUCGAUAUCCUGUACGCCCUGAACGAUCCUGGCGACUACGACAUCAAUGUGAAGUUUGGCGGCAAGGACAUACCGAACGGCAGCUUCUCCAUCAAGGCUGUCGAAAGUAUCGAACAAUAUUCGCAUAGUGAGUACAUCGAGGAGCACACGACCAAGGUGGUGCAGCAAACAACGCAGAGCGAGCUUGUGAACGGAAAAUCUGAGAUCACAUACCGAAGUGUUGCCUUCGAAAAAUUGCCACUUCCCACGACAGGCGGUAACGUAACAGCUGAAGUCAGAAUGCCAAGCGGUAAGGUAGACAAACCCGUUAUUCAGGACAACCGUGACGGUACCGUCUCGGUCAAGUACGAUCCCCGUGAGGAGGGAUCCCACGAGCUGGUGGUCAAAUACAAUGGAGAGCCCGUCCAAGGUUCUCCCUUCAAAUUCCACGUUGACUCGAUCACCUCCGGCUAUGUGACUGCUUACGGACCUGGUUUGACCCAUGGUGUGACCGGCGAGCCGGCCAACUUCACCAUCUCCACCAAGGGAGCCAGCGCCGGUGGCCUGACCAUGGCCGUCGAAGGACCCAGCAAGGCGGACAUCAACUACCAUGAUAACAAAGAUGGCACCGUGUCCGUGCAAUACCUGCCCACUGCCCCCGGCGAGUACCAGGUGUCGGUUCGCUUCGGCGACAAGCACAUCAAGGGAUCGCCCUACUUUGCCAAGAUCACCGGUGAGGGACGCAAGCGCAACCAGAUCUCGGUCGGUUCCUGCUCCGAGGUGACCAUGCCCGGCGACAUCACCGACGAUGAUCUGCGCGCCCUGAACGCUUCCAUCCAGGCUCCUAGUGGCCUGGAGGAGCCGUGCUUCCUGAAGCGCAUGCCCACCGGAAACAUUGGCAUCUCGUUCACGCCCCGCGAGAUCGGCGAGCACUUGGUGUCGGUUAAGCGCCUGGGAAAGCACAUCAACAACUCUCCCUUCAAGGUCACCGUUUGCGAGCGUGAGGUGGGCGAUGCCAAGAAGGUCAAGGUCAGCGGUAACGGCCUGAAGGAGGGUCAGACCCAUGCCGACAACAUCUUCUCCGUGGACACACGCAACGCCGGAUUCGGUGGUCUUUCCGUCUCGAUCGAGGGUCCCAGCAAGGCUGAGAUCCAGUGCACGGACAAGGACGACGGCACUCUCAACAUCUCCUACAAGCCCACGGAGCCAGGUUACUACAUUGUCAACCUGAAGUUCGCUGAUCACCACGUGGAGGGAUCCCCAUUCACCGUCAAGGUAUCUGGAGAGGGCAGCAACCGCAAGCGCGAGAAGAUCCAGCGUGAGCGGGAUGCCGUCCCCAUCACGGAAAUCGGCAGCCAGUGCAAACUGACCUUCAAGAUGCCCGGCAUCACCUCCUUCGACUUGGCCGCCUGUGUCACCUCACCCAGCAACGUGACUGAGGAUGCCGAGAUCCAGGAGGUAGAGGAUGGCCUCUACUCGGUGCACUUUGUGCCCAAGGAACUGGGCGUGCACACCGUCUCGGUGCGCUACUCUGAGAUGCACAUACCCGGAUCGCCCUUCCAGUUCACCGUGGGACCGCUGCGCGACUCUGGCAGCCAUCUGGUCAAGGCCGGAGGUUCUGGUCUGGAGCGUGGCAUUGUCGGCGAGGCGGCGGAAUUCAAUGUGUGGACCCGCGAGGCUGGCGGUGGCUCCCUGGCCAUCUCCGUCGAGGGUCCCAGCAAGGCCGAUAUCGAGUUCAAGGACCGCAAGGACGGCAGCUGCGAUGUCUCGUACAAGGUUACCGAGCCAGGCGAGUACCGUGUGGGUCUGAAGUUCAACGACCGCCACAUCCCCGACUCGCCAUUCAAGGUCUACGUCUCGCCGGAUGCUGGUGAUGCCCACAAGCUGGAGGUGCAGCAGUUCCCCCAGGGCAACAUCCAGGCGGAUGCCCCCUACCAGUUCAUGGUGCGCAAGAACGGCGCCAAGGGCGAGCUGGAUGCCAAGAUCGUGGCUCCCUCCGGCACGGAUGACGAUUGCUUCAUCCAGGUGAUCGACGGCGAGAUGUACUCGGUGCGCUUCUAUCCUCGCGAAAACGGUAUCCAUGCCAUCCACGUCAAGUUCAACGGCGUCCACAUUCCGGACUCGCCGUUCAGAAUCAAGGUGGGCAAGGAUGUGGCUGAUCCGGCCGCUGUCCACGCCACCGGCAACGGACUCGACGAGGUGAAGACCGGACACAAGGCCGACUUCAUCAUCAACACCUGCAACGCUGGCGUGGGAACUCUGGCCGUUUCCAUUGAUGGACCCUCAAAGGUGGCCAUGGACUGCACGGAAGUGGAGGAGGGCUACAAGGUGCGCUACACCCCACUGCUCCCGGGCGAGCACUACAUCACGGUCAAGUACAACAACAUGCAUAUCGUGGGCUCACCCUUCAAGGUGAACGCCACCGGCGACAAGCUGGCGGACGAGGGCGCCCAGGAGACGUCGACUGUAAUUGUGGAGACGGUCCAGAAGGUGGCCAAGGGCGGCAAGAACACUGGCGUCCAUCUGCCCACCUUCAAGUCGGAUGCCAGCAAGGUGGUGUCCAAGGGAAUGGGCCUGAAGAAGGCUUACAUUGGCAAGCAGAACCAGUUCAGCAUCUCGGCCACUGAUGCGGGCAACAACAUCUUGUACGUGGGCAUGUACGGACCGAGGGGUCCCUGCGAGGAGUUCCACGUCAAGCACGCCGGCCACAACAACUACAAUGUGCAGUACCUGGUGCGCGAUCGUGGCCAGUACGUGCUGCUGAUCAAGUGGGGCGAGGAGCACAUACCCGGCUCCCCAUUCCAGAUUGAUGUGUAGAGGAAGGAGCUGGGAAAACGAGGAUAUAGUCACGUGUAGAUAUAUGCUUCGCAUGUGUAUGUGUGUGGGCGCGCAUGUUCCAGGGUUUAAAAGUCGUGUAAUUUCUGUUUUAUUUUCUCAUCACUUAACCGAUACUUUUUGUUUAAUUUUAAUUUCUUAACCUUUUGAUUCAUUAUCAGCGUUCUUUAGGUAAGAUAUUUUUUGUUAUUUGUACAUACAUACAUGAAGGGAAGACGAAGACGCGCCAUUUUUUCACAUCUUAUCUAUUGAGAAGUUAUUUUAUUUUGUUUUCUUGUCAUUACGAUACGAUUUAACAAUAGCCAAUACAAAUUUUGGAUAAACUAAUAUGGAAAUGAGAACUUAAACACCACUUUGACACACCAGAAUUUCAAUUACAAUGCGAAUAAAUCUCUUAAACAAUUAUUUUAUACUUAAGCAUACAAAUUUAUGAUGAUUACAAUAAUUAUGACGUAUUAUGUUUUUCUAUUAUCACUAUCGACAUGUAAUUUACGUGAAAUAAAUCAAAACUCAAAAAUAA
This is a messenger RNA of Drosophila ananassae, 8377 nucleotides long. It is a transcript of the gene cher, whose product is annotated as filamin-A. Bases 196 to 7839 code for a protein of 2547 amino acids. Gene Ontology annotation, molecular function: actin filament binding. NCBI's taxonomy places the organism in Eukaryota, Metazoa, Arthropoda, Insecta, Diptera, Drosophilidae. The transcript has 19 exons. Gene Ontology annotation, biological process: actin cytoskeleton organization. The record is from RefSeq and is a predicted model, not a curated record.